CCCCAAUUCGGGUCGGGUUCACCUCGCCUCGUCGUCCGCCGCCGCCGCCGCCGCCGCCGCCAUGAGCAACGCGAAGGAGAACUUCAACAUGGCCGAUCUCACUGCUGCUCUCAACGACGAGGAUCGAGCUGGCCUCGUUAAUGCUCUCAAGGAUAAGCUACAGACUUUGGCUGGGCAGCACUCGGACGUGCUCGAGAGCCUCGCGCCCAAUGUCCGGAAGCGGGUGGAGGUCCUGAGAGAGAUCCAGAGCCAGCAUGACGAACUAGAGGCGAAAUUCUUUGAGGAGAGAGCUGCACUUGAAGCGAAAUACCAAAAGCUUUAUCAACCUCUGUACACAAAAAGAUACGAUAUUGUGAAUGGUGUUGUGGAAGUGGAAGGAGUUACUAAUGAGCCAGCAAAGGAGCAAGAGGAGGACAAAGCCGAUGAAGAGAAAGGAGUCCCUAAUUUCUGGGUCGCUGCUAUGAAAAACAAUGAAGUUUUAGCUGAGGAGAUCUCUGAGCGUGAUGAAGGCGCUCUCAAAUAUCUCAAAGACAUUAAGUGGUGUAGAAUAGACGACCCCAAAGGGUUUAAACUUGAGUUCUUCUUCGAUACAAACCCCUACUUUAAGAACUCUGUCUUGACGAAGAUCUAUCACAUGAUAGAUGAAGACGAACCUAUUCUGGAGAAAGCAAUUGGGACGGAGAUAGAAUGGUAUCCAGGAAAAUGCUUGACGCAGAAGCUCCUCAAGAAAAAGCCGAAGAAAGGGUCAAAGAAUGCGAAGCCUAUCACUAAAACAGAAAAUUGUGAAAGUUUUUUUAAUUUCUUUAAUCCGCCCCAAGUCCCCGAUGAAGAUGAAGACAUUGAUGAAGAGACUGCUGAGGAACUUCAGAAUCUGAUGGAGCAAGAUUAUGACAUUGGGUCAACCAUCAGGGACAAGAUCAUUCCACAUGCAGUCUCAUGGUUUACAGGGGAGGCUAUUCAAGGAGAAGAGUUCGAAGAUCUAGAAGAUGAGGAUGAUGAUGAAGAUGUUGACGACGAUGAGGACGAAGACGAAGAUGAGGAAGAUGAGGAAGAAGAAGAAGACACAAGCAAGAGUAAAAAGAAGUCAUCCGGACCGAAGAAGGCUUCCAGAGCAGUGGCUGGGGAUGCCCAACAGGGAGAGAGGCCUCCAGAGUGCAAGCAACAGUGAUGUUUUGCUCUACCGAAAUCGCAAGAGUCUGAUACUGGUCAUUGCCGAUUGAGUGGGGAUGGGGUGAAUGGGGUGUUUGCAGUUUUGUUCUGUCUAGUUUGUUUCUCUUCUGGUAUGUGGGGUGAUUGAUUGAGGAAAUUUCUAUUGUGGUAUAGUCGUUCGCUCAAUUUGGGAGGUGUGACUCAUGUGUCGACAUGCGCAGGGAAAAGCUCAGGACGUGUCUCUAGGGAACUUAAAGUCGUAGCAUAUCAUGUGUUUUAAGUUAUCUGCUUUAGGGAUCUUCAUAUCUUCAAUUUUGUUCCAACGAAAUGUCUCCUUAGUGCUAUUGUAUCUGUGAUCAUCGGACCACCGAUUAUUUGGUAUUAAAAGGUCAAUUCAUAGUA
This is a messenger RNA of Syzygium oleosum, 1551 nucleotides long. RefSeq names its product nucleosome assembly protein 1;3-like. Bases 62 to 1168 code for a protein of 368 amino acids. The record is from RefSeq and is a predicted model, not a curated record. Gene Ontology annotation, biological process: somatic cell DNA recombination; nucleosome assembly. Gene Ontology annotation, cellular component: nucleus; chromatin. Gene Ontology annotation, molecular function: histone binding; chromatin binding. The transcript is spliced from 12 exons. Lineage: Eukaryota; Viridiplantae; Streptophyta; Magnoliopsida; Myrtales; Myrtaceae.